Messenger RNA from Sphaeroforma arctica JP610, 1068 nucleotides. RefSeq lists its product as hypothetical. The coding region runs from base 1 to 1068 and encodes 355 amino acids. Gene Ontology annotation, molecular function: protein binding. The transcript is spliced from 5 exons. The record is from RefSeq and is a predicted model, not a curated record. NCBI's taxonomy places the organism in Eukaryota, Ichthyosporea, Ichthyophonida.
AUGUCACACUACCCGCAUGGGCCAAAGGAGAUGUACACGAGUUCAUCCGCGUGCACCGAGAGGCACUGGAGAGUCCCUAUGUGUCUGCUAACCUCCAUCAAUGGAUUGACCUUGUCUUUGGGCGAGGAAGCACUGAAGGCCAUGAACGUCUUCCACCAUCUCUCGUACGAAGGGGCUGUGGACAUAGAUCAGAUCACUGACCCAGUCCUGCGACAGGCGGUGAUAGGUAUCAUCAACAACUUUGGCCAAACCCCACGCCAGGUCUUCAAAAAACCUCACCCGAGCCGCAAGAGUACUCUUGCGGUUAGCAGCCCGCAAACCGCAAACGCUGGAGAGCCCACGAGCGCAAUGCCACGCACGCUGGUGUACUUUCCUGAGCAACUCAAGCGGUCUAUUGUAGCUACGGUCAAAGUGGGGAGGACUGGUGCGGGUGCAAUCACCUGCAAUGGCGGAGUGGGUGACAUAAUCGUUAGUGACAAGGGGGUAGUAGCCUUGGGCCAACAACAGCUGGCUGUCUAUAAAGGGACCAACCGCUACCUCUCGUGGGAGUAUGGAGACAACUCACUCCGCCUCAUGCGCAUUGACAACGGCAAGACUAUGGGCGCAUGCGAGAACAUGCACGUGGGCUGUCUCAGCGCAGUCACCUUUGCGGAUGAGCAGGUACUUAUCACCGGAGGAGAGGACAGCUGCGUCAGUGUGUGGCAGUUUGCUGAUCAGAAAACAGUCAAUGGGUCGCGUACAGGUGUGGAUGUAGCUCCAAAGAUCCUGCAGAUACUCCACGGCCACACAAAGCGUAUCACGGCUAUAGCUGCGUCCAGACCAUAUAGCAUUAUAGUCUCAGGAUCUGGAGACAAGACAUGCAUAGUAUGGGAUCUCAAUCAGAUGGAUUACAUCAGACAGUUACGGGGCCAUCCCGAUACCAUCACAGCCAUUGCCAUCAACAACCAGACAGGCAAUAUAGUCACCUGCUCUCGGUCGCAGAUUCGAUUGUGGACUGUCAACGGAACGUGCCUGGCCAUCAAGUACGUUGUGGUGUUUGGUAUAUUCUUGUGUAACUGUGGCCAUUAA